Perkinsus marinus ATCC 50983 is the source of this 190-nucleotide messenger RNA. RefSeq lists its product as hypothetical. Gene Ontology annotation, biological process: phosphorelay signal transduction system. NCBI's taxonomy places the organism in Eukaryota, Perkinsozoa, Perkinsida, Perkinsidae. The transcript is spliced from 2 exons. The annotation marks the transcript as partial. The record is from RefSeq and is a predicted model, not a curated record.
GGAAGAAUAUCCCCUCGAUUUGCCAAUAAUCAUGAUAUCAGCUAAAAAUUCAAGUGAUGACGUGAUAAAGGGUCUCAAGUAUAACUGCAACGAUUAUGUCACUAAACCGUUUGAGAAAACGGAACUGUUGGCAAGAAUAAACACCCAAGUGAGACUUCGCGAGAUGCUCAAACUGGAAGUAAGAUCGGCU